AUGAAGAUCGUGGGCUUGUUGUCCGGCGGCAAAGAUAGCUGUUUCAAUCUGUGCCAUUGCGUCUUGAAUGGGCACGAAAUUGUUGCUCUGGCCACAUUAGCACCUCCUCAAGGAAAAGAUGAAAUUGACUCCUACAUGUAUCAAACAGUGGGCCACGAUGCUGUCCACGCGAUUGCAACUGCAUUGGACGUGCCUUUGUACCGCGCCGAAAUCCGCGGCACGGCCUUGAAUCAGGGUGCUGUGUAUGGAGAACGAGACCCAACGAAAGAAUGCGUUAGCUCAUUGGAGGACGAAACAGAGGACUUAUACCGACUACUGUUGCGCGUCAAGGAAAAGCACCCAGAUAUUGAAGGGGUUAGUGUGGGUGCGAUUCUCUCCAAUUACCAGCGCGUCCGUGUCGAGCAUGUCUGUUGCAGACCUGAUCUUCGCCUCGCAUCUCUCGCUUAUCUCUGGAAGCGUGACCAGAGCGAACUCUUGCAUGAAAUGAAUCAAGCAGGUAUGGAGGUGCUCAUGAUCAAGGCAGCUGGCAUCGGUUUGACACAACACGAUCUGGGUCGUCCGCUGACUGUCCUCACACCGAAGCUUGAAGAGCUUCAUCGUUUGUACGGUGCUCAUGUCUGCGGUGAAGGCGGUGAAUAUGAGACACUGUGUGUAGACUCACCCCUGUUCAAGCGAAAGAUUUCUGUGGACGAAAAAGAAACGGUCAUUCACAGUGAUGCUGCAUUUGCUAGCGUAAGUUAUCUUCGCAUCCUUCGUACAAGUUUUUCGGAUAAGGAGAACUAUGGACCUGCCGUCGUCUCGGAGCGCUUGAAAACGCCUCCUUUGUUAGAUGAUACAGGAGAGGUAUUCCUGGAAACGCUACGCACGCAUCCAUGCCAACGGAAGCAAGCCUUUCCAUUAGAAACCUAUACUACAUGGAAACCUACCAUGUCAGUGUCCCAAAAAGGCCCAUGGAUCACCGCAACGGAAAUAUCAGCAGAAGAUCUGUGCCAAGCUGACUUUGAAGAAGAAGCACGUUGUGCCUUCCGCCGCCUUCACAACGCACUGCAAGAAUAUGGCUUCAACCGAACUGACAUUACGCAUGUGAACGUGUAUCUGGCUUCCCAAGCAUACUUUGCGCCCUUGAACCAAGUGUACCAACAUGAAUUUGGAGCUGCCCCCCCAUCUCGCGUCUGCGUGGCCUUGCCAAAUGCCUCGUCCUCCGUUCGCAUAAAGUUGGAUGCAGUGGCAUGUCGCUCAUCUUCCACACAAGAGCGUCGCUCCAUGCAUGUACAGAGCUGCAGCUAUUGGGCUCCGGCUUGCAUCGGUCCAUACUCACAGGCCGUAUGCGACCAUGGUCGCAUGUUCAUGGCUGGGCAAAUCGGUAUGGUGCCUUCGACGCUGGAAGUGCCCCAAGAUGUUUCUACUCAACUCGCUCUCUCCCUUCAAAAUCAACAUCGAGUCUCGGCUAUUCGGUCCGAAUGGAGUCGCUAUGGCUGGUCGGAAGGCGGUCUAUGCUGGCUCUCUCCGCCCAAUAAUAUGGACUUGGCCUCUUGCAUGAACGCUCUGUGGCAGUAUCCAAGUCCGAUGCUGUUUGUACAUCUCCCGCCUGAGAGUUUACCCAAAAAAGCCCUUUGCGAAUGGCAACUGACAGAGCGAACGUGUGACGACGAAACAGAGCCAUGCACCAAAACAGCAUCGUUUGUGUCGCAUGGUGUGUCGUGCACAUUCCGUGUAUGCGCCUCUGAGUCGCUUUCGUCUGGUGCAGCUAUUAUCACUCCUACGCGGCGUGACCAUGAAAAUUCAGAGCUCGCCUCCGAUCUCGCUCAUCUUCUCUGUGGUGCCAUUCACCUCAAACUCAUACAUGACGCACAGCAUCAACCUGAUGCUGCCCUCGCUCUUCUGCAAAAAGUGACCACCCAACGAUUGCCCCCCAUCACACUCAUACCUGCUCUUCACUGGCAUAUGCCUGGGAUUCAGAGUUCUCACGACCCCUCUUCAUCAUGUGCAUUAGUUUGGUUGUAA
Molecule: messenger RNA, 2004 nt
Organism: Malassezia restricta
Lineage: Eukaryota; Fungi; Basidiomycota; Malasseziomycetes; Malasseziales; Malasseziaceae
Product: diphthine-ammonia ligase
Exons: 1
Coding region: 1-2004 (667 amino acids)
Biological process (GO): protein histidyl modification to diphthamide
Molecular function (GO): diphthine-ammonia ligase activity
Source: RefSeq, a predicted model, not a curated record